AUGACUUCACUGCGUAAUAUACAAGUUCUUUUCCUGUUUCUUCUUUUAUUUAUAAGUAAAAAUGUAAUCGGCUAUGUGAGUGUAAAGGAAAAUCUGGAGGAAUUAAAAUAUGUUGUUGAGGGUAAGGAAAUGUUUGACAAUUUAAAAGGAUUAGAAAGGAUAAUAAUACAAUCAUUAAAAUAUGACAAAGUGCUAGUACCCGUGUUAAAUCCAAAUGUUGAGGAAUACCUGAAUAUGUCUAAUUUCAUGAUACUUAAACAUAAUAUUAAUGGUGAGAACCAAAUUAAGGUGGUUAUACCAGGACCAAAUGCUGAUAUCCACGAUUUAAUAAAAUAUGAACACGUUACAAAGCAGCAAAUAAUACAAACUUAUGAUUCAGAGAACUCGGAUUCGGUUAAGAAGAAGUUAUUGCUUUUGAAGGCAUUAAAAAUAACGAAACUUAUGUUAAUACCUAUGCAUGCCUAUGAGAAAACAAAAGACUUAAAAAAGGCACUAGAAGAGUUGAAUGCUGUAUUCUUUCCGAAAGAUGAAGAAGUUUGCAAGGAAAAUUCUUAUCAAUAUUCCAAAUCGUAUUUUGAAAAAAUUAUAAAUUAUAUUAAUAGAGUAAAGAGGAAGGAAUCCAAAGACAAUGCAUAUUCAACUAUAAUAAUUGGAGAAGACCUACAAAAAAUACAGGAAUCUAAUGAUUUGUUUUUUACGACAAAUGAUAAUAUUGAAUUUAUGAGCAAAUUAGAUAAGAUAGCCAAUCAUUUCGGAAUAGCUAUGUACAAUUUAGUUGGUUCUAAUCUUAUAGCAUUGGGACAUUUCCUUGUUCUACAAUUAGCCCUUAGAAGAUAUGAUCAAUUUUUUAAAUUUGGAAAAAUGAGAUUCUUUAACUGGCAAAAAAUUUUAAGUUUUAGCGCGACGGAUAGGUUUAAAGUACUCGAUACAAUGUGUAAUGUGCAAGGUUUUCAUGAUGUCCUAGCAAAACGAAGAGUAAAUUAUUUGAAAGAUGACAGAACAUCAACGUUUGAUGAGUGUAAUAUAUUAGAAUUUCUAGUUCAUUACUUCAAUAAAUAUCAAAACUCAUUAGUUUCUGGUUUAUAUCAAGAAGAUUUUAAAGUUCAUUAUUUGCAAGAACACACUGACAUAAAGAACGAAUUUUUCAAAUUUAUGUGCAAUGAUAUAAAUCACUGCAAUAUAUAUAACAGCAAACUAUUUCUUAGUGAAAAUGAUCCUAUGAGACCGUUGAACUCUGAUUCCCCUUACUAUAAGUCGAUAAGUGCUUACAACUUAUAUACAAAUUUUUUCUAUUUUACAAGACAUUACAAUGAAUUUACCCUCAACCAUAUUUUGUACGUACACUUUUUAAACUUAACUGGAAUUUUAAACAACGAGAACAAGGCCUUUGUAACUGCGCUAUAUUUACCUGGAUAUUAUAACGCCAUUGAAUUAUCCUAUGAUCAAGAAUCUCUACUUACGGAUCUGAUAGGAAACUUACUGAAAUGUGUUGAAAAAUGUAAUUCAAUAGAAGAUCCACCAAAAGAAUCGGUAUAUUAUGACAGUUCAAUGGAAGAUUAUGGUCAAAGUAAAUCCACGAAGUGUAAUCUUUGCAAGGGAGUAUUCACAUAUAUAAACUCGAAGCACGAAGAAUCAUCUUCUAUGUUGCAAAAAUUUUUCACUUUUGUUACAAAAAUUAUGAACAUAAAUAGCGUAAGCACAUUAGUAAGAAAUUUGGGUGUUUAUGAAGAAUAUGACAAUUUUCUAACAAACGAUAUCAACUGGUACACAUUUUUACUGUUACUGAGGCUUACAUCCUAUAAAAAAAUUGCCGAAAAGGAUGUUGCAGAUGCUAUGUAUUUAGAUUUGAGGAAAGAAGACAAGUUUAAUAAAACUGUUACCACGAAUUAUUGGUAUCCAUCGUAUUUAAAAAAGGCUUAUACUUUGUACGUACGAAAUAGAAUGGCUAUCAAUCUAGUAGAAAAAUUAGAGAAUUUACUAAGUAAAGGAACAAUAGAGAAAAUAAAGAAAUCUGUAAGAUUUUUGCUUCACGUAAAUUCCUUUUUACAAUUGGAUUUUUUUCACAACCUAAAUGAACCAAGACCUGGAGAAUAUCGUAUGAAUCCACUGUCCAUGGAACUUGAAAGUCAAUUUGCCGAAUGGAGUUCAAACUCUAAUUUAGGUUAUUUUUUUUUAAAUUAUGAUAAUCCUGACACAAGAAAAGAAAUGCAUGAAAAACUCAGAUCAGAUAGAAUGGUAAUACCUAAAUUUCACAAAGUGUCUGUUAUGCUAAGAAAGCACAUUUCUAAAGCAUAUGUAUCUUAUUUUAAUCAGAGGCAUGUAAGGAAUUUAUACGAGAAAUUUGAUUCCUUUAAUGUAAGUAAUAAAAUUGUACUAAUGAGGGAUUCAUACGAAUCGUACUUAGAGAAUUACAAGGAUAUAAUAUUUUUAGCAGAUAUAUUUAAUAUGAGGAAAUAUUUGACUGCCACUCCCAGAGCCAAAAAAAUUUCAGAUAGGAUAUACUAUUUUAUUCAUAACAUUUUGGGUAACUCUGUAAAUUUCUAUAAAUAUGGUAUGAUAUAUGGUUUCGUGAUUAAUAAGGAAUAUUUUAAAGAAGUUGCAAAUGAACUGUAUACAAUUUUUAAAUUGAACCAGCAUAUCUUUACGGAUAUUUCUUUUUUGCAAACUGUAUAUUUACUUAGCAGAAAAAUUGAAAAUAGUUUUAACGUGCAGAGGAGAAAUGAUAAAAUAAGCAUUAACAAUUUAUUCUUUUUAAAUGUCUCAAGUAAUUACUCUAAAAUGAGCAAAGAAGAGAGAUUAGAAGAAUUAAAUAAUUCCAUGGCCUCUAGAUUUUUUUCAAAAACCUUUUUUUCCACAUUUCAAACAAUGUUUGUUUCAUUAAUAAGUAAUAAAGCAGAUAAGCUUGAUAAACAAUACGGAAGUGCUAAUAUGCUAGGAUUAACGCUGAGUGAAAAGGCAUUUAUGAAGUAUGCUCUUAUAUACCAUGGUAGCAUAAUGGAUAAUAUAACGAACAGUCUUGUUCCUACUUAUGCCAAGAAGCCGAUAGAACAAUUAAAAUAUGGAAAAACAUUUAUUUUAUCGAAUUAUUUUAUGUUGUCUUCACAAGUAUAUUCAUUGUUAAAUUUAAAUAAUUUAAGCCAAUUGUGUGAAUAUCAAGCAAUAAGUAGUUCUAGUUAUUAUUCUCAGAAGAAACUUGGUCGAUUUAUUGAUAAAAAAAUGUUACCUAUUGUUGUGUAUUAUUUAAUUUUGAGAGUUCAUGGUGUUAGAGCUGUUCCGAACGAUUUUGUAGAUUGGUAUAAUAUCAUUUUAAGGUUUAAUCAAUUUCACCCCUCCAUAUGUGUUACUGUGCAUAUGAUGACUAAUUUAUAUUUCGAUACUCCACACGUUUUCCCCUCUUCACUGGGCGAUAAAUUAGGUGAACAAACUGAGCAUAUGGCAGCUUUAAAACCAAGUUCGAAACCAUUUGUUUUUGGAUUCACAAAAAUGCUCUGGUUGGAAUUACUUAAUGGCAUGUCCUGCAUUUUUGCUCUGUAUCCUUUUGUGCGUUACUAUGCUUUUCAGCAGAAUUUUGUUUACUUUUUCGUAAAUCCAUUCCGUUUUAUGGAUAGGUUUAAUACGCCAGUUGAUAGUUAUAUUAAAAAUAUGGUUCGAAUACAUUUUAGAAAAUAUACAACAGAUGAAAUUAUAAAGUUUGCAGAGAAAACCAUCUUAAAUAUUAAAAGACAAGGUAAAAUUGAAGAAGCAAUGGAGUCUAGAUUGGAGGCUAAAAGGAUUAAUGAACAUCCAAUUAUACAACGUUUAAAUCAAGAUUUUCCUAUGAUAGCACCACAAGAGUAUGAAAGACUGCAAAAAAUGGAUUCUGUAUUAUAUGGAGAUGAUAAUUUAGUUUUUGAUUCACUCGAUAAAGAAGAAAAAUUUUUAAACGACAAAUAUAUAAUAUCAGAUGUUCCGGAAGAAGAUGAAGGGGAAUCGCCACCAGGAUCCAAGCAAAGUUCUCCAAUUGAGAAUGAAGGUAAAAAUAAUAAUGAAGAAAAUAUGAAUGGACAAAAUAAUAAUGAAGAAACUAAUAAUGAAGAAAAUAAGAAUGAAGAAAAUAAGAAUGAAGAAACUAAUAAUGAAGAAACUAAUAAUGAAGAAACUAAAUAUGAAGAAACUAAAUAUGAAGAAACUAAUAAUGAAGAAACUAAUAAUGAAGAAAUUAAUAAUGAAGAAACUAAAUAUGAAGAAACAAAUAAUGAAGUAGGGGAAAAAAGUACGAGUUCUCCAGAAGCAACAUUUGUUGAAAAUAAUAAAAAGGAAAUGUCUGUAGGCGGUUACGAAAAUGAACCGAAUGAACUAAAUGUAACAGUUGGUGAACAAGAACUAAAUGAAGAUGAAGAUAUGCUCGAUGAUAAACUAAUGAUUAAGAGAAAAAUAAUCGGGGAAGAAUAA
Molecule: messenger RNA, 4431 nt
Organism: Plasmodium knowlesi strain H
Lineage: Eukaryota; Apicomplexa; Aconoidasida; Haemosporida; Plasmodiidae
Product: cytoadherence linked asexual protein, putative
Exons: 8
Coding region: 1-4431 (1476 amino acids)
Biological process (GO): adhesion of symbiont to microvasculature
Source: RefSeq, a predicted model, not a curated record